GGGUCCAGAUCUGUGAUGUGGGAUGGACCUCCAAAAACACUCGGGUCAUCUGUGGUAUGCUGGGGUUCCCUGACGAGAAAAAGGUCAACAAGAACUUCUACAAAAACCGUCUGCGAAAGAGAGCAGCAGAGAGCCAAGGUCAAAAGGUCAAAGCCAAGGUUCAUGUUUCUGCUGGUGCCAGGCUGCCACCCAAAGCUAAAGCUAGGGCUAAACCAUUCACCUCUGGGUUAAACAAAAGGCUGAACACAGAGCGCCAGAAGAACCAGUACCACCUCCACUCUGUGGCAUGUGUUGGCACUGAGGUCCACCUGGCAGCCUGCCCCCUGGAGUUCAACAAGGGUAAUGCCACAGGUUCCUGUAAGGGCGGCAUGCCAGUCGUGGUCAGCUGUGUACCUGGACCACAGUACGUACACAACAACGGACUGAAGAAGAAACUGAAAACCACGAGUACGGUGAGGCUGAAGGGUGGAGCCAAGCUGGGUGAGGGCAGAGUGGAGGUACUGAGGAACAAUGAGUGGGGCACGGUGUGUGACGACCGUUGGACCCUGCUGUCCGCCAGCGUAGUGUGCAGGGAGCUGGGCUUCGGAUCUGCCAAGGAGGCUCUGACUGGAGCUCGCAUGGGACAAGGGAUGGGUCCUAUCCACAUGAAUGAGGUCCUGUGUCUGGGGACGGAAAAGUCCAUGUGGAACUGUGGCUUUAAGAACAUAACCUCAGAGGACUGCCAGCAUGUAGAAGACGCCGCUGUGAGGUGCAACACGCCAUACAUGGCUCUGGAGAACUCGAUCCGCCUGACAGGGGGCCGUACGCGGUAUGAGGGGCGGGUGGAGGUGCUGAGCACAGAGGCUAACGGGACCAGGAGCUGGGGGCUGAUCUGUGGAGGGGCCUGGGGCACCAAGGAGGCCAUGGUGGCCUGCAGACAGCUGGGGCUAGGCUACGCUAACCACGGCCUGCAAGAAACAUGGUACUGGGACAGUAGUAACGUGACAGAGAUGGUGAUGAGUGGAGUGAAAUGUACAGGAAACGAGAUGUCUCUGAGCCACUGCCAGCAUCACAGGACUGUCAGCUGUCAGAAGACUGCUGCCAAGUUCUCUGCUGGGGUCAUCUGCUCAGAGACUGCGUCUGACCUGGUCCUGAAUGCUCCCCUGGUCCAGCAGUCCGUGUACAUUGAGGACCGCCCGCUCCACAUGUUGUACUGCGCAGCGGAGGAGAACUGUCUGUCUAAGUCUGCUGCUAGUGCUAACUGGCCCUACGGACACCGCCGCCUGCUGCGGUUCUCCUCUCAGAUCCACAACAUCGGACGGGCCGACUUCAGGCCCAAGGCCGGACGCCACUCCUGGGUCUGGCACGCCUGUCACGGCCACUACCACAGCAUGGACAUCUUCACCCACUAUGACCUGCUGUCGUCCAACGGGACCAAGGUGGCUGAGGGACACAAGGCUUCCUUCUGUCUGGAGGACACGGAGUGUCACGAAGGUAUCUCUAAGAGGUAUGAGUGUGCUAACUUCGGAGAGCAGGGCAUCACCGUGGGGUGUUGGGACCUGUAUCGCCAUGACAUCGACUGCCAGUGGAUCGACAUCACUGACAUCAAACCAGGAAACUACAUCCUACAGAUUGUGAUCAAUCCAAACUUUGAAGUGGCAGAGAGUGACUUCACCAACAAUGCCAUGAAAUGCAAUUGCAAAUACGACGGACACCGGAUCUGGCUUCACAAUUGCCAUAUGGGUGAUGCCUUCAGUGAGGAGGCAGAGAGGAGGUUUGAGAAGUACCCAGGGCAGUUCAACAAUCAGAUCUCAUAAUCCUCCUAGCAACACACCAAGCUGUUCCAGACCCAUGUACCAACCAAAGAGGAGGGCUGAUGCCUUUCAUCAUGUUAAACAAUGGGACAACCAAUCACCCUUCGUCACCUAGCUACCUAUCAGAACCAACCAUUCAUCAUCAGAUCACAAAGCAACCAACCAAUCACACGCCUAAAUUCCACAAGGCAGCAGUCUGAUCUGAAGGAUCCAUGCCAAAGUCAUGUUGUAUUGUGAAUGUGUUGGUGUGUGUCUCAGUUAGGAUUAUUAUUAUAUUAUACUGGAAUACUCGGUGCUUUGUUUUCAAAAACAAACUUACUUUAGAUGUUUUGUUCAAAUGUGAGUAUAUUAUGUUACAUUGCGUGACAGGAGAACAAUUCAUAAGCUUUCAUACAACAAGUCUUAAUGUGUGAUUUAUUGAUAUGCAACCUUUUUCAUUAAUGUUUUGUUCAAGUUAUGAAUGAAGUUUUAUUUUUAUAGCCAGUCUAGUUUUGAAAGGUGCUCCAGGAGAAGACCUCAUUGUUCUAACAGCAUGAGGCAUCAGUCAGAGAACCAUUCUACUGCCUCUCCUCAUAGACUUAGAUAGACAGCUCUAGUGCCCUAAAGCCCUAAAGCACAGCAGCGCCAUUGAGGACUUUCACCAUACUGAAGUAGUCAACUGGGUGGGACUUCCUAUUGGUUAAGGAAUGAUCACAUGAUUCCGCCCAGGUCAUCAGGAGGGAUCAGCCAAUGAAUUAUACUCCUGAGCAAACAUUCCGUAAUUCCAGGGGGCAGUAAAUCCCCAACCUUGUCUUUAUACCUGUACAGACAAAGCCUCCAGGGGGCAGUAAAUCCCCAACCUUGUCUUUAUACCUGUACAGACACAGCCUCCAGGGGGCAGUAUGCAUGUUUGUUAACCAACUCAUAGAAGUCAUAGAGAAUGUCUUUAAUGGUGCCGCCCAUGCUGUCACAAAAGCUAUUAUGGCUCAGAUGUAAAGACACCUCCUUUAUCAACCUCGUUGCUCUCCAUGCAGUUCUGCUAUAGAUCAUAGUCAAGAUCUAAUUCUUAAGUGUUAAACGAUCCACCCCUAGUCAAGUGUUACACCAUCCACCCCUAGUCAAGUGUUACACCAUCCAC
Molecule: messenger RNA, 2910 nt
Organism: Oncorhynchus keta (chum salmon)
Lineage: Eukaryota; Metazoa; Chordata; Actinopteri; Salmoniformes; Salmonidae
Product: lysyl oxidase homolog 3B-like
Exons: 15
Coding region: 57-1796 (579 amino acids)
Biological process (GO): peptidyl-lysine oxidation
Cellular component (GO): membrane
Molecular function (GO): protein-lysine 6-oxidase activity; copper ion binding
Source: RefSeq, a predicted model, not a curated record